Molecule: messenger RNA, 4734 nt
Organism: Talaromyces proteolyticus
Lineage: Eukaryota; Fungi; Ascomycota; Eurotiomycetes; Eurotiales; Trichocomaceae
Product: putative Golgi complex component
Exons: 3
Coding region: 1-4734 (1577 amino acids)
Biological process (GO): protein targeting to vacuole; endosomal vesicle fusion
Cellular component (GO): HOPS complex; late endosome
Molecular function (GO): protein binding
Source: RefSeq, a predicted model, not a curated record
AUGAGCUCCAUGAAUGAGGGGAAUGAUGAUGGCGCCCGAGAGGAUGAGCUUGACCUCGGUCAGGAAGACGCAGACUUGCCUGCCCGCGCCAAUGGACAUCCUGCCAACCACCUAGCAACAGAUGACGUUGAAGAGCCGGAGUCGGCCCAGGACGGUGAUUUACCCACAAUACUUGCGGACGCCGAUGAAACGAAGAGCCAAGAGGAUAUCAUCGGGGAAGCUUCCUCACAGCUGCUGGCCCGAGUCGUUCAGAGCACAGAAGAGACGUCCUCACUACCAGACGAUACCCCAUCCCUCCACGGCUCUCUGCGCUCAUCGCCUAGCAGCAGUGCUUUCCUCCUGCGGGAGUCGUCAACAUCAAGCCCUGUCCCGGCCCAUCGUCCAUUCGACCUUCGUUUUCAGUCCAGACUAUCGUCGUCGUCAUUCAGCAGCCCUCGACUGUCAUCCCCAUUUGUGUUCAACAGCCAUUCCCGUAACUCGUCUUUCGCCAGUCAACCCUGGUCUGGUGCGGCUGAUGUCGAGAACGAACCACCACAAGCUCCCUGGGAAGUUGUGAGGUGGACAAAAUUACGUAAGAUUGGCGGACAGUCAUUUUCAGAGAUCGGUCGACGAAAUUUCGGACAACCUACUUGUAUAUCAAUCUCAACAACAAUUGUCUUAGGUACUUCGAAAGGCGUGGUUCUCGUUUUCGAUUACCAGCAGAACCUGAAGAUUAUUAUUGGCCCUGGAACUAAAGCCGUUGAAGCCGGCGCUGUUACAUCGAUUGCUGUAUCUGCAGAUCAUUCGACUGUAGCCGCAGGUCAUGCAUCCGGCGAGAUCUUCACCUGGGAAAUCUCCCGAGCUGCACGACCCUUCCUCCAUAUUCCGCCAAUACAGCUUCGUCAGCGUGAAGACCUUGGUGUUGAUGGCCAUAUCGCAGGCGCUUCUGUCCUCCACCUGGGCUUUUUAGGCACCAGACGUACUGCCCUAGUCUCUGCGGACGACCGUGGCAUGGCCUUUUCCCACCUAGCUACACGAGGCAUGGGCGCAGUAGGAAGAACGGUCAAAACAACAAGGAUUCUAGGUCGAUAUCCCGAUUCUUCACUGCAGAAUAGCCGUCCUCGAAAACCCAGUUCUGUACUGGCUUUCUCACCUCUGCCUCUAGGAAAUGUGGACCAACCAACGGACCGCUUGGGUUUGGUUGCCAUGCUUACCCCAUAUCUUCUUGUCAUUGUGUCCACGACCCCCGUCGCACAAACACAGUACAAAUCACCGCGCCCGAAAGAAAUCGGAACCCAUAACGUCAUGAGUGCAGCAUUGGCCUGGUUCCCGGCAAUCAGGUUGAAAGGGAAAGACGAUAUUUCGCAGACAAAACUUGUAUAUUGUUGGUCGAAUGUGCUGACCGUGCUGGAAGUGCUAGAAUCCGAAUCUGAUGGGGGUUCGACCAAGGACCGCCCCCCUGUCCUUGAAUUCCGUCCUAGAAGCCGGUGGAGGGCCAAUGAAGCUAUCGUCGCCGUACAAUGGCUGAGUCGUUCGGUCAUGGCUGUCCUGACCAUUACACAACAGUUGCUUAUUCUAGAGGACAAAACAUUACGAGUAACCGAUUCAUUUGAUCUUUUGCACAAGCAUAUAUACCAUAGCGAUUUAUUUUCGUCUCAGUUGCAUUCAUUGGUCGAACAGUACGAUGAAAAUGAUACCUCAAUGCAUGGAGUGGUUGCGGAUGCCUUUUCCCACAGUUUGAAAGCCUAUAAAGGCCGUUUAUUCCUCUUGGGCUACAAUGACCUGUCCGUAGGAAGUCUGUCUAAUUGGGCCGAUCGGCUACUUGCCUACAUGGAGAUUGGGGAUUUCGUUGCAGCAAUCAGACUGGCGACCUCAUAUUACCAAGGUGAUGCAGAGAAGCUCACUGUCGGCUUGCCAGAAGAGGAUGAUUUACGGCAUUCCGUCGUAGGAGAAAAAUUGCUCGAAAUGAUAUCGGCUUCUCUCAGGUUCGCUUUUGGACGGAAUCAGGAAGCAAGCGCUGAGAGAGCUCAGAAUUCGCAACUAGAAGAACUUGCCGAAGCUAGCAUCACAGCAUGUACCUGUAUAGAGGACUAUGAUUAUCUAUGGGAUGAGUUAUAUGACUGGUACGAGGAACAUGAUGCUGAAGGCAUCUUCUUGGACGUUCUUGAGAAAUUCAUCAGGGAAGGACAAGUGAAAACUAUCCCGCCAACAGCAUUCAAAGCUCUUAUAAAUUACUAUUCGGCCCAUCAUACUUCAAGUUGGCUCGAGGAGGUAAUCUGCCUCCUUGACCCUACCACAAUGGACAUUGAACAGGUGACCAUAUUGUGCAAACAGCACAACCUUUAUGAUGCCUUUAUUUAUGUCUGGAACUGCGUUCUCAGAGAUUACAUUAGCCCCUUGGAAACCCUGCUCGAAUUCGCAAUCGGCGUGAUGAGAUUAAAUGCAAAUGGAAAUACCGAAGCAUAUGUUGGAACAAGCGACUACAACAAUGCGAUGAAGAUGUUUCCUUAUUUCUCAUUCAUCUUCACAGGUCGUAUCUAUCCAACGGGCGAGGAAAUGAGUGAAGAUGUUGCUACUAUAUCGAAGACAUUGUUAUACACAUACUUAUUUUCAGGGGGCGUUUUUUCAUCGCCAAAUCAUAAAAACUCUCUUAGUGCCCUUCAAGUGAUACUGAAAUUCGACUCGUCCAGUUUUAUGAGCAUGCUGAACGAAGCGUUUGAAGACAGUUUUUUAAAUCAUUCAUCCGAUCUAGCAGACGCAGACCGUGUACAAGCAUCUACAUCACAACGCUUGACAAUGAAUCGGCAAUACAUUAUCAGCAUCUUGCUUGAUGUCAUGGACAGUCCCGAUUAUGGGCCACUGGAGACUAUAUAUUUGGAUAUGUUUAUUGCGCGAAACCUGCCAAAGUACCCACAAUAUAUCUUACUAUCUGGAACCACGCUGCACCAGGUUCUUGAACGCCUCUGCCAAUGUCCGAGCGAGGAAAUGGCAGACGAUUGCGAAUUAAGCGUGGAAUAUUUAUUAUCAGUUUACCAUCCGCAUGAUAUUCAAGGCUUGAUUCCCCUUCUUCAGAAGGCACAGUUCUUCCGCGUUCUCAAAUCCACUUAUCGUGCAGAGAAACAGUUUCCCGACCUCAUUCUCACUUACCUCCAAGACACAAGUGAGCGGGAUUUGGUUUUCAAAUGCAUCCGUGACUGUCUACGAUCAGGAAGUGGACUUAGCAAUAAGCAGCAACGUGAAGUCAUCCAAGUCAUUAAAAACAAUGCUGGUCAACUGGCGCUUAUCAAUGUAUCGGAGGCUGCGCGCACAAUACAUGAAGUCCUUCCGUCUCUCCACACAACCUUCUUGGACUCGUUAAAGGGGGAUGACUACAAGCAAUUUCACUAUUUGGCAACACUUUUGGAACCGGAAAACUACAACCAGAAAGCGAAAGUCGCACCUGCAGAAUUAAAUAGUCCGAUGGUUGAACAAUAUGUGAACCUGCUUUGUAAGUAUAAUCGGUCUCACGUGGUAGAAUAUAUAGAAGCGCUGCGCGUCAACGAGUUGCGCUUGGAAACGGUUCUUCCAUCCAUGGAAACCAGUGGUGUUGUAGACGGAGCUGUUGUCUUGUUAGCACGGCAAGGCCAACUACGCCGGGCCAUGGAUCGCCUUUUGGCUUACCUUGGUACCCUAGAGUCAGGACUUGUUGGAAUCCUCCGCAGCGCAGAUGAAGCCCCUGAUUCUGCCGGUACAGCAGAGGCCGUGAGGGACUUUCUUGACAGCAUAGAGAAAUACUCAGGGAUAGGAAUAUGGCUGUGCCAGGGACAAACAAAGACUUCCAAACCAUCGCAAAACGGAAUUGCACGAAACGGCAAGCGGGUAUCCAUUACUCUACAGCAGCCUCUUACGUUUGAGGAGGAGUUAUGGCUAGAUCUUAUUGACGCAGUGGUGCGGAUCUCACGGAGUACGUCGUCGUUAUUAUAUAAGGCUUCUCUCCCCGAGGAUUCCAAAUGGACGUUAGGGGACGAGAAAGACAGCACAGAAAUAGGCAUUGCGUUCCGCCAAUUGAUACAGAGAGUCUUCACUGCACUGCUGAGCUGCACAACUACCGUCGGAGGACCUCCAUCUUCGGCAAGCACAGAGGUGUCUUUCCUGCGUGUUCUCCGGGCUUUCCUCUCUCGCGCCGCAAGCUCAUCGCCCUCGCUGUCUGAAUUACGAACAGUGCUUGCAUCAGUCUUCUCUACCUAUACCUAUGAAGAGUCCCUUUUAUCGCUAGCCAAUGGUAUGCUCGAUAAGGACUUAUUCGUCCACGUGGAUGAAGUUACUAAAUUGCGUCAGCGCGGAUGGCGUCCGCGAGGUCAAGUUUGCGAAAUUUGUCGCAAUCGCAUUUGGGGCCCUGGUGCUGGGGCGUCGAUAUGGGCUGCAUGGGAAAGGAAACGGGCCGUGGUGGAUAAGGAAAGGGCCCGCAAGGCUCUGGAGGAUGAUAGCCCGCUUGUUAAAGGCAAGGAACCUAGCAAAGUGGAGGAGGAAGUCAAUCUCACCGUCAGCAGUAGUAACACGAUAGAUGAGGGGGAUGAUGAACUUUCCGAUGACCGAGCUCUUUCGAGUCACAAGGCACAGAGUCACACCGGGCCGGUAGUGGUCUUUGCCUGUCGACAUUUAUGCCACCGUGGGUGUCUCCUGGACAGAAAGGCAGGUGAAAAUGGCUCUGGACAUCUUACAUCUUCUCUCAAGCACGACGCCAAUUGGGGACUUGCUUGCCCGAUAUGUACAUAA